This is a messenger RNA of Scomber scombrus (Atlantic mackerel), 3208 nucleotides long. It is a transcript of the gene zdhhc8b, whose product is annotated as zinc finger DHHC-type palmitoyltransferase 8b. NCBI's taxonomy places the organism in Eukaryota, Metazoa, Chordata, Actinopteri, Scombriformes, Scombridae. The record is from RefSeq and is a predicted model, not a curated record. The coding region runs from base 158 to 2458 and encodes 766 amino acids. Gene Ontology annotation, biological process: protein palmitoylation. The transcript has 11 exons. Gene Ontology annotation, molecular function: palmitoyltransferase activity.
UCUAUCUUAGGAUCUAUGCGGCUUCAACGGUAGCAAAGACGGACUGCUUGUACCUUUUAAUAGCCACAGAAAGAGCUAUAUAUUUGCACACUGGAUCUUUUUUUUCUACAUGCGACUCCAAUCGGAAUAAAUAAUUGAGGAAUGUGGAAAUUACAGAAUGCCCAACAGCGCUGGAAAGAGAUUUAAACCCACCAAAUACAUCCCAGUGUCCACAGCUGCCACACUCCUUGUGGGAUCGACCACUUUAUUUUUCGUUUUCACGUGCCCCUGGUUGACCAAGGUGAUCUCUCCCGCUGUGCCUCUCUACAAUGGCCUGGUCUUCCUCUUCGUCUUGGCCAACUUCAGCAUGGCAACGUUCAUGGACCCUGGUGUUUACCCCAGAGCGGACGAAGACGAGGACAAGGACGACGAUUUCCGAGCACCACUCUACAAGAACGUGGAGAUCAAGGGCAUUCAAGUCCGGAUGAAGUGGUGCGCCACCUGUCACUUCUACAGGCCGCCUCGCUGCUCGCACUGCAGCGUCUGCGACAACUGUGUAGAGGACUUUGACCACCACUGUCCAUGGGUGAACAACUGCAUUGGACGGAGAAACUACCGCUACUUCUUCCUCUUCCUGCUGUCGUUGAGCGUCCACAUGGUGGGAGUUUUCACCUUCGGCCUCAUCUUCGUGCUGCACCACAGAGAGAGGCUGGGAGCGCUGCACACUACUGUCACUCUGGUGGUGAUGUGUAUAGCUGGACUUUUCUUUAUUCCCGUCAUGGGUCUCACAGGUUUCCAUAUGGUGCUUGUGGCUCGAGGUCGAACAACCAAUGAACAGGUGACGGGGAAGUUUCGUGGAGGAGUAAAUCCCUUCACCAGGGGUUGCUGUGGCAACGUGGAAUAUGUCUUAUGUAGUCCUCUGGCUCCUAGGUACAUGAUGGACCCCAGGAAAAAGCCUCACGUCAGAAUUCAGCCCCCGUUCAUCAGACCAGACUUCUCAGACAGGCAAAUCACCAUCAAGAUCAGCGACAACGGCAUCCAUAGCACCAUCAUUAGCUCCAAGUCCAAAGUAAGCCUGGACCGCCUGGAUGAAAAAGAAACCCAGCCACCGCUGCCACCCAAAGCUGACAGGUUCAACCAGCUGAAAAGCCAGCUGACCUCCAGCGAAGAAAGUUCUCUGUCUGGUAAGACCCACCCUUCCACUCCAGCCAUGUACAAAUUCAGGCCAUCCUUUGGCACCAUGCCGAAAGUCCACUACCACACUGCUGGAGAGAAGAUUAUUAUGCCAGAUGAGCGGAAGACUUCGGCAAUCAUGGAAGAGGGUGUGCGUGGUCAUGACUACCGCUCUGAGCCAAACCUGGACCUGCCUGAGUACACCAAUGCUCCCCUCCACCGCACCUUCAAGUCCUCUCCCCUCCAGCUGGACUCUGACCUCAACUCCCGCUCACUCAGCCUGAAGCAGGCUCACCAUCGGCCGGAGAAAAGGCAGCUACCGGCCCUGCAGCCCCAGACAGUCACCUCCACCCCUUACAAGAGUGUCUUCUCUCCCAACACACUCUCCAACCGUAAUGGAAGCCUGUCCUAUGACAGCCUGCUCAACCCUAGCAUCUCCCCAGCCACUGCCAGUGAGUGCAUGUCCCACCGUGGUAUGCCCUCCAUGGGGUUCCACUCGCCCUACCUGCCCACCAAAAUGUGCCACAUCCGGGAACCUGAAAUGCAGAGGCAGCAGGUUGCCCCCACUUACAGCCCUGUGAUGCCACCCAGGGGGAUGGGCAGGCAAUCCCCUCACCCACGGGACAGGGACCCAUCUCCAGUACGCUACGACAACCUCUCCCAGACCAUCAUGGCUUCCAUCCAGGAGCGAAAGGAGAUGGAGCAGAGGGAGAAGCGGCAGAUGUUGCACGGGCGCUCUCAGACCCACAUCUACGCCCAGGACUCUGGCAUGUUUGAAGGCUCAGGGGGGUAUGGCCUACCCCCAAAUCCUUGCCACCAAGAUGGGCCUCGCGGCCCCAUCUCCAGAGGACCAACACCCCCAGCCUAUGGAGGCUCCAGAGACAACCUGAUGGGGGUUGGGCUGGUGAGCUAUGGCCAGCGAACCCCUGUGUUGCGCCAUGCCGGCUCCACUCUGGGCCGUGCCCCUAGGACUUCAUCCACCUCCCUACACACAGAUCACAGUAGCUCCAACAGCAGCCAGGGUAGGGCCACUGGCCUUGAGGGUCUUUAUCGCUCUCCAGCCCACCAGCCACACUCCCCUGCUAUGCCCCGAUCCCCUUCCUACUCCCACCAGAAACUCUCAUACAUCAGUGCCCUUGAGAGGACAGACUCACCUCGUCUGGGGGGUCCAAGAGAGGCCAUGAAAGUUAAUGGGCAGAUGGACUGCCACCCGAGUUCCCAGGGUUCCACCCUGAGCCCCAGUCGCCACAGUAACGUCAAAAAGGUGACAGGUGUAGGAGGCACCACCUAUGAGAUAUCAGUGUGAGCAGGGACACUGCAUCCACCCGCGACGACAACGACCACCCUGAUGCAAAGAGAUUCUCCCCUCUGUUAUUUUUGUGAAGUCUAGAUAAUGGCAAGUCAGGGGCACAUAGCACUCUGUUUUGGGGUUAUCGUCCAAUCACAGGAUCUGUCUGCUCUUGUGAAGGGCCUGUCUAGCCAAAUGCCCGAGUGUGUUUGUAACCGAGGGGGUUGGUUGUCAGUUGAUACCGCUGCAAGCUGUAUGUGUGAGGCGUGUCUUGUCGUUAACAUUUUGUGGCUCAUCAUCUUGGUCGUAAGAGUGGACCGUCCAACAGAUUGUCGAUGUUAUUACUGUUGCCUACCAGCUGUGGUCAUACGUUGUUCCAAAUGUCACACACAAACUUUGUUCCAGCGAGCGUUAAAAAAGGCUGGAAAAAAAACACUGCAGAUGAAUUAAACACCGACAUCCUCACUACGGACUUCUGUCAGAAGACUAAUCCUUUUCCAUGUCGAUUGACGUCAAGGUGCUUCACAUUAACCUGUACUGUUCAUGUAAUCUCCAGAGUAUGUGAUGGAGUUGUACAAGCUUUGAGAGAAAAGCGCAAGCAACACAAUGAGAAAGCGAGAUGAGAAGCUGGGAAAGAGGAUAUAUAGAGAGCGGGAAAGUCAUCGUAUCAUGUCUGGUGGUUGCAUUCCGAAUUCCGAAUGAGAAAUGCUUGCAGUUAAUAAAAAGUAAAAUAAACUCAUUUUGUCAUUGUUUAAAAAAAAAAAAGAA